This is a messenger RNA of Symbiodinium sp. CCMP2592, 1593 nucleotides long. The record is from the annotation of a GenBank genome assembly. NCBI's taxonomy places the organism in Eukaryota, Dinophyceae, Suessiales, Symbiodiniaceae.
AUGUUGAUGGAAGUUCGUCAGGCACGCUUUCCGGAGCGUGACAUUGAGGUGUCCAUCAUCCAGGAGGCCUUGCAGAACGGCGCUGAUCCGAAUGCCAGAGAGAAGGAGGAGACUGCCGAAGACGAAGCUCUGGGGCUCACCGGGCUGGCGCUGCUGGCCAUGUGCUAUCGCUCCAGCACCGAAUCUGUGACGAAGGGCAUCGAAGCUUUGCUUGAGGCGCGGGCAGAUCUGGAGACGGAGGUGGAUGACGGAGCGACCCCGCUCCUGGUGGCUCUGCGGCACCGAAACAUGACGGCGCUCGAGGUCCUGGCGAAAGCUAGCGCUGAAGGCCCUGCUUCGCCUGCACCACGGAUAGCAACCGAGAUUCUGGACGAGGUCAGCUGUUUGUCGGAAGACUCACGCCGGCUCCACGUCGAGGAACUUCUGCGGCCCGUAUUGCGUGGCUGUGGUCGCGGCCUAGCACCGCUUCCGCUGUGGACCUGGGUGGAGCAUGGUUCGGUCGCAGCAGUCGAAGCACUCCUACGAAGCAGUGACGAGGCAGUAUCGGUGGAGGAUGUCAUCAGCCUGCAAAGGUGCCGUGUCCAUGAGUCCAUGCCGCAAAUCCAGGACCUCCUUCAGCGCAAAUGCGGCGAGGAGGAGUUCUCCAGGCUGCAGACAGAAGCAGCCACGCGUCGGCUGCUGCAGGAACUUCGUGAAGCUUUCGAUGACCAGCGUGACGUGGAUCUGAUCAUCGUGCAGAACAGCUUGGAGCUGCAUGCAGAUCCAAACGCCCAGGAAGAGGAGGCAGAAGAUGGUCCUGAUUUCCAGGAAGGCAGCUACUCCCUCUCUGCACUGCAGCUGCUGGUAACAAAUCUGCACGUGGCAUCGGACACGAUGCAGAAAGCAGUUGCAGCGCUUGUGGAAGCAAAGGUGCAGGUGAACGCUGAUAUUGGAAACGAUACGCCGCUCCUCUCAGCAUUGCAGAGUCGCUGCGUGAACGGUGUGGCAGCUGUAUGCCAGCACGGGGCCAAAGUCUCUUCGGACUGCCUCGACGAGCUCAAGACGAUCUCGAGCAGUAAGGUCCGGCACGCACUCGAAGAUGUGCUGCAGCCUUUGAUCGGAAAGGACAAGCGACUCCGGUGCCCUCUCUGGAUGUGGGUGCAGAUUGGCGCUGUUGCGGCAGCAGAGGCCAUUGUGCGAAAUGCCUCGCACGACGAGGAAAUCGACGUUGACGUUCUCGUUGCCUUGCAGCGGUGCCGUGACCACUCGGCCAAGGAGGAGAUCACCAGCCUCUUGCAGGAUCACCUCGGUGAGGAGGAAUUCAAGAGGCUCGAGGCUGCCGCGGCAACUCGUCGGCUUCUCAUGGAGCUGCGAGAGGCUCACACCGAAGAGCGCGAGCCAGAGUUGGACAUCGUUUGCGAAGCGCUUGCUCAAGGUGCCAACCCAAAUGCGCAGGAGGAGGACGAAGAGGAGACGGACGAGGAAGAGGGGGAGGACGAAGAAGACGAGGCAGGAAGCAUGGAGGAGGACGAGGACGGAGAUGAGGAGGACAGCGACAAGGAGGAUGGCGAGACGGAGCCAGAAGGCGAGUGGGAUGAGGACGACACAGGAUGA